This is a messenger RNA of Pieris macdunnoughi, 1470 nucleotides long. NCBI's taxonomy places the organism in Eukaryota, Metazoa, Arthropoda, Insecta, Lepidoptera, Pieridae. The record is from the annotation of a GenBank genome assembly.
AUGGAUAAAGAGGCAAAACAAAACAAACAACAAAAGGCUGCAUCCACGGAUGCGCCUGUAACUAACAAACCCAGGGUUGCAUCUCAGGACGUGUCGCGGUGCAAGUCACCAGUGACACGAUACUCUGAUGCCCCUGUUUCACACGCGGAUGCACCUAUUUGGGCAGCGUCCAAGACUCCAAAGGAGAGGGAAGCGGCUGGGGAUGCGCCGAACCGGGCUGUACCCUUGACCGUACCCCCUCCGAUGAAAUCCCAAACACCACCGCACAAGGAAGUGUCCACUGUUGCGGCCAGGUUGACUGCGUCGGUCCAGCCAAAGAUGGUGACUCCGAAAGAUGCUACAGCAAUGUCUGCGUCUGUAGGAGGGGCAUCCGCGGCAAGAACGAUGCGGAAGACCGAGGCUGCGACGGAGAGCACAUCCAGUGCACCAACCUCGACCAUGGAUAUGUCGGCCCUGAAAACUACAAUUCAGGAACCGACUCUCACAAUAGUUCUGAGUGCCUCUAAAAGGCGACGGCUCAAAAAAGCCAAAAGAGCGUCGGAACAGCAGAUGCUGGAUACCGACGCUCAGAAGCUACCUAAAAACCCUAAACCUGCCCCCGCUGCUCCCACAGCAGCAGGAGGCGGGAAAAGGGCAUCGAAGCCGACAAGGUCCACUGCCGCGCUCAAGCCUAGAGUGCCUAACUCAAAUAAAACCAACAAACAAACCAAGGGCCAGAAACGCGAUCGGCCGGAGGAAACCGUGACGCGAAAACGCGUGAAAAGGGUAAAACCCAACAAACCCCGACUGGAGGCAGGUACCUCGGCCAGUUAUGCGGAAGCGGCAGCAUUUUAUAAAGCCAACAAGCUUUGUGUUGCCGUGAUGACUGAGCCCUUCGUAGACAUGUCAAAAGAACAGGUGGAUAACAUCCGCCUACAAAUUGAGGGAAAGAUACAAGAUGAGCUUAUGGCGGAUCUUGAAGCUACCCUAACAACCGAACCCAACGACAUCAGGUUCCGGGGCAGAGCCCACUUCUCAGAUGGUGUCCUCAAAACUUGGUGCGAGGACACUUUCACACUAGACUGGCUGACCAGAACUUGUGAUUUCAUCACUAAUCCGAUACCUGACACCAGGUUGGUGGUUCGGCCUCAAUCGGCUAUUCCGAAGAAAGUUCCGUGUCUACUAAAUGUACCAGAGUUCACUGGUGACACGGAGACACUACGGGCCCGACAUGUGUCUCUCUCUUUUUUCGUGUGCUGGAGUCUGAGAUCACAAAGAUCACACACAGCACAUGAACGGCGUAUAUACUAUCUGAUGGGGAACAUCUACAUCCGUAUUUUGAAAAAUGAUCAACCCUCACAGAUGGUAGCCGCUUCACCACUAACCACUGUCAGUACAUCGGGGACGGAGUCAUCAAGACCAAGGCCGCCCACGGCAAUGACGGGGGAAGCUGCGGUCGCCGAGACACACGCUCCUAUGGAGACAGUUUGA